ACUGUACCUCAACCACGAUCACACAAAACAGAAAGUCAGCAAUGAAACUUGGAAAAUCAAUUUGGGGGAUUACUACUGGUGAAUGGCGAUUCCCAUAUUUUCCUUCUCUCACCUCAAACUUCCUUCUCUCUCCUCCUCCCUAUCCAAUCCUCCUCUAACAUCAACUCUACUUUCUUCCUCUUUCAGCAUAUGCCCAGUUCUCUCUGCUUCUUCUUCUUCCAUCACGGCCGCUGCCUCCGACUCCGUCCGUCCAUCAUUCAAUGAAUUUUUCUCCAUCAGAGAAAAUGACAGCGCAAACGAAGAAGAGGACGACCACGAGGUCGCCCGUAGCGGUAGCGGUGGCGCAAGUUUUAGUGAAGCGGUUGAGCUGUUCAACGGCGGGGAUUAUUACAAGUGCCAUGACGUCCUCGAAUCACUAUGGAAUGACGCCGAGGACCCUGCACGCACUCUCAUUCACGGUGUUCUGCAGUGCGCCGUGGGCUUUCAUCACCUCUUCAACAAGAACCAUAAAGGAGCAAUGAUGGAGUUGGGAGAGGGACUGUGUAAGCUACGAAAGAUGAAUUUCGAGGGUGGACCCUUUCUCCGAUUUGAGCAAGAGAUUUCAGCUGUCCUGGAUUUCAUUUAUCAAACUCAGUUAGAAUUUGCUGCCUGCACAGAUGACUAUUGUCAUGCGCUAGAUCAGUCAGAAAAAUCAUACCAACUUCUUGGUGGUUAUGCCGCUGGACAGCUCCUUUAUUGUUUAGAAAUUGGCUCUAGCGGAACAAGCAUCUCAAGGAAGUUGAAUAUGAUGGAAUCAAUUGAAGACCGAUGCCGUUUACAUCAUCAUUUCUUCGGGGGGUUUUUUCCUAUAGGAAAAUUGCUACGCUUACAGGUAAUUUGUGGGCUACAUGUAACUGUGUAAGUAUUUAUGCCAACAGAAUACUAUAUGGUAUAUAUUGAACUUUUCCAAUUAUCACACA
This is a messenger RNA of Rhododendron vialii, 959 nucleotides long. RefSeq lists its product as uncharacterized. Lineage: Eukaryota; Viridiplantae; Streptophyta; Magnoliopsida; Ericales; Ericaceae. The transcript has 4 exons. The record is from RefSeq and is a predicted model, not a curated record. Bases 83 to 901 code for a protein of 272 amino acids.